Messenger RNA from Malassezia sympodialis ATCC 42132, 1461 nucleotides. Its product is annotated as cation diffusion facilitator family transporter. NCBI's taxonomy places the organism in Eukaryota, Fungi, Basidiomycota, Malasseziomycetes, Malasseziales, Malasseziaceae. Gene Ontology annotation, molecular function: zinc ion transmembrane transporter activity. Gene Ontology annotation, cellular component: membrane. The record is from RefSeq and is a predicted model, not a curated record. Gene Ontology annotation, biological process: zinc ion transmembrane transport; intracellular zinc ion homeostasis.
AUGGGCUGUCUCAACAAUGAGGCGAGGAUCGUGAUCCUGCUGAUCAUCGACAUCGUCUUUUUCUUCGUCGAGAUCAUCAGUGGAUAUGCGGUCGGCUCCCUGGCGCUCAUCGCGGACAGUUUCCACAUGCUGAACGAUAUCAUGUCGCUGAUUGUGGCGCUCUACGCCGUCCGCCUCGUCAACAAGGGCGGCCAGAGCCCCAGCUACUCAUAUGGCUGGCAGCGCGCCGAGAUUCUCGGUGCGUUGUUCAACGGUGUAUUUCUCCUGGCCCUGUGCUUCAGCAUCUUCAUGGAGGCCAUCGAGCGGUUCGUGACUCGUCCCAUGGUCUCCAAUCCGAGACUGGUCAUUAUCGUCGGCAGCCUCGGUCUCCUAUCCAACUUUGUGGGGCUGUUUCUCUUCCAUGGCCACUCGCACGGCCAAGGUCACGCCCACGCCCACGAUGUCGAGGCGGGUCACAGCCACGACCACUUGCACGAGCACACCGAACCGCACGAACACGAGCAUGACGACGACGCUGAGGACGACAAGAGCGUCGACGAAAUAUUCGGCCAUCCUGCACAGGCGCGCGCGUUUGUCAUGAACAAGGCCCACUCCCUCGGCUACGACAAGGCGCCCAAGCCCGCUGGCGAACAGCAGCACCUCCUUUCGUCCGACUCGCAGGCGGCCUCCUCGUCGUACGGUGCGGCGCCGUCCUCAUCGCACGCACAUUCCAAGCGCCGCCGCAUGUCCCACGCCGAGGUCGAGACAGAGGAGCAGGUGCGCCGUCACCGCCUGUCCAUGGGCCCGUCCGGUCAUUCGCACGGCAACAUGAACAUGACUGGUGUCUUUCUGCACGUUUUAGGCGAUGCGAUCGGCAACUUUGGCGUCAUCUGCACCGGCGCGAUCAUCCUCUUCACCACCUUCUCGUGGCGCUACUACGCGGACCCACUCAUCUCCUUCAUUAUUGCUUGUAUCAUCUUCCACUCAGCCUUGCCUCUCGUCAAGUCAGCUUCCUUCAUCUUGCUUCAGGGCGUGCCCACGACGGUGUCACUCGACGGCGUCCGCGAGGCCGUGCUGCGCGUAGACGGCGUGCUCGGCGUGCACGAGCUGCACGUUUGGCAGCUCAACGAAAACAAGAUCGUCGCGAGUCUGCAUGUCCUUGUGGACUGCUCCGCCGAACAGUCGACCAAGUACAUGCACAUUGCCGAUCAGGUGCGCCGCUCCCUGCACAUCUGGGGCAUCCACUCGUCGACCAUCCAGCCCGAAUUUGUGCCAGGCGGCCUCAAAGAGGUGGCACGCCUGAACGGCAUUGCCAUCCAGGACGGCAGUGAGGAGGGCGGUCAUCUGCUCACGCCCGAGGGCCAUCUCGUCAAGGAGGAAGUGGCAGACAGCAAGGCUGCCUGCCUCUUGGCCUGCGACAUGAACGAGUGCGGCGACGCAACCUGCUGCCCGACGCCGUCGCUCCCCAAGUCGCGAACGUAG